AUGGACGCUCACAUGAUGGCCUCGCAGAUGGGUGCCGUGCCUUACUUCUACUACACCCAGGACGCCCGGCAAGACAACAGGCAGCCCGUCCACUACAGCCACCCUCACGCUGCCUACCACCAACAGCCACAGAUGUUCCCCAUCGUGCCGACUCUGCCUUCGACUCCCAUCUACUCGAGACCUAGCUCGUCGAGCUCGCAGCAUGCUAUGAUGCACAAUAAGGCUUUUGCUCCCGUCCCGAGCAUGAUGACCCCCAUGGGCUCUCCUCACAGUGCCCACCGCCAGAACGUCUGCCUUGGACAGCCUACCAAGCUCAUGCUCGAGACAGACCUCGGCGAGCACGAGGGUGUCUACUACCCCGGCACGCCGGCUCUCUCGACCUCUGGAAGCUCCUUGAGCAGUCCUGGAAACAGCGCCAAUGACAUGCUGGCCACGCCAUUGAACCCCAUGUUUUCUGGCCUCGACGGCUCAGAGCCUGCGAAGACCGAGGUGGAGCUUGUGCCUGAGACUGCCGUCAGCUUUGACUGGUCUAGCGGCUCGCCCCCUUUGACACCUGUCUACUUCCAGUCCCAGAUGUCCGACAGAGCCGCGUCUCUCGAGGCUAGCAUCUCUGGUGACUUUGUGUCCACCACCACAUCCGCUUGCCCGUCGUUGUCACCAUCACCCCCUCCAUACGCGCCCUCUGUGGCUUCCGAGCAGGACUUUGACUUCUGCGACCCCCGCAACCUGACGGUCGGCGGCAUCGCGUCGAACCCGGCUUUGGCUCCGGAGUUCUCCGGUGCUUCCACUCUGGACGAGGAUCUCUCCAUCGCCAAGAACACCGCCGCUGCACACUUUGACUUCGCCUCCGAGAUCCAGCACGGUCUCACCACAUUCGACGACAUCUCCGACUUUGAGUCGGAGGACGAUUUCGUCAACGGCCUUGUCAACCUCGGUGAGCAGUCGACCUCGGAGGUCAAGAGAUCGCGCUCAGGCACCUGCUCUACCACUCUUUCCUUGGGGGCUGAGAACUUCCUCGUCGGCGGCGACUUUGACUUUGAGGACACCACCUCCUGCGCCACCGCCAUCACCUCUCCGGCUGGCUCCACGGAAUCGGAUUCUCACAUCUCCAAGAAGCUGAAGAAGGCCGAAAGCGCCAGCACCAAGCCCUCCAUGAACGUCGCUGCCGACUCCAGCGCCAGCAGCGCGCAGGUGGCUGGCCAGCCCGAUUCCGCCAGCGCGGAUGGCACGACUGAUGGCACUACCCCGUCGGCCUCAUCUGCCAGUGCGGCUGGUCUUCCUGCGCCUCCUACCCGUCGGGGUCGUAAGCAGUCCCUGACGGAGGAUCCCACCAAGACCUUUGUGUGCGAGCUUUGCAACCGUCGCUUCCGUCGUCAGGAGCAUCUGAAGCGCCACUACCGCUCUCUCCACACCCACGACAAGCCCUUUGAGUGCACGGACUGUGGCAAGAAGUUCUCGCGCAGCGACAACCUUGCGCAGCACGCCCGCACUCACGGGAGUGGUGCUAUCGUCAUGGACCUGAUUGAGGGAGAGGAGGGUCUCGAGCAACAGGACUAUCAGAAUCUUGGCAAGGUGCUCUUCCAGGUUGCAUCCGAAGUUCCCGGCAGCUCCACAGAGUCAUCUUCUGAGGACUCCGCGAGUGAGAUUUCGAAGAAGAAGCGCAAGCGGUCCGAGUGA
Molecule: messenger RNA, 1677 nt
Organism: Microdochium trichocladiopsis
Lineage: Eukaryota; Fungi; Ascomycota; Sordariomycetes; Xylariales; Microdochiaceae
Exons: 2
Coding region: 1-1677 (558 amino acids)
Biological process (GO): regulation of transcription by RNA polymerase II
Cellular component (GO): chromatin
Molecular function (GO): RNA polymerase II cis-regulatory region sequence-specific DNA binding; DNA-binding transcription factor activity, RNA polymerase II-specific
Source: RefSeq, a predicted model, not a curated record